ACAGCCCCAGCUAGAAUGGAGGAUUUGAGUCUGAAAUACACAGUGACCCGAGCUGAGGUAGGUGAAGUGGAAGGUAUUCCCUUCACAAAAACAAUAUGCAGCAUGUGGGACCCAGUGCGGAAGUUCAAAGCCAGACCUGACGAUCUGCUCAUCGCAGCCUAUGCAAAAGCAGGUACCACAUGGACACAGGAGAUAGUGGAUAUGAUUCAACAAAAUGGAGAUGUUGAGAAGUGUAGACGUGCCACUACUUACAAACGCCAUCCUUUCCUUGAGUGGUCUAUGGAAGCAUCUCCAACUCUGAGUUACUCAGGCCUGGAGUUAGCUGAAGCUAUGCCUUUUCCACGAACAAUAAAAACUCAUCUCCCUGUGCAGCUGUUGCCUCCCUCCUUCUGGGAACAAAACUGUAAGAUAAUCUAUGUGGCAAGAAAUGCAAAAGACAAUCUGGUGUCAUACUAUCAUUUCCACAGAAUGAAUAAAGCAAUGCCUGACCCAGGAACCUGGGAGGAGUUCAUGGAGAAAUUCAUGACCGGAAAAGUGCUCUGGGGUUCCUGGUACGACCAUGUAAAAGGAUGGUGGAAGGCAAAAGAUAAUCACCGUAUUCUCUACCUCUUCUAUGAAGACAUGAAGGAGAAUCCAAAGCAAGAAAUUCAGAAGAUUCUGAAGUUCCUGGAGAAGGACGUGAAUCAGGAGGUUCUAAAUAAGAUACUCGAUAACACCUCGUUUGAGAUAAUGAAGGAAAAUCCUAUGACAAACUACACUAAGGAUUUUGUGGAAGUAAUGGAUCACUCUGUUUCCCCCUUCAUGAGAAAAGGGGUUGUCGGGGACUGGAAGAACUAUUUCACAGUGGCACAGAAUGAGAAAUUUGAUGAAGAUUAUAAGAAGAAAAUGGCUGAUACCACUCUUGUUUUUCGCAUGGAAUUGUGAUUACUAGCAAUGG
Molecule: messenger RNA, 937 nt
Organism: Opisthocomus hoazin
Lineage: Eukaryota; Metazoa; Chordata; Aves; Opisthocomiformes; Opisthocomidae
Gene: SULT1C4
Product: sulfotransferase family 1C member 4
Molecular function (GO): sulfotransferase activity
Source: RefSeq, a predicted model, not a curated record